CGUAACUAUUUCUUUGUAGAUGUACAAAAAAGUAAACUCGUCAAUCUUUGUUUAAUGGAUUCGACCAAUGUCCUUGUUCUUCCCUACAAUGGACCAUCCGAAUUUCCACCUAAGCUAGUACGGUUUGUUCAGCUUCACAUACUCUUUUUUCCCAGAAUUACCAGUUUGCAUAGCCCGUUUAAUCUAUUUCCACAAGCAGAAUUGCAGUAACUUUAUUUUUUUUGAAUGGGUCAAAACCUCUCCGCUGCAUAAUCUUUAGCGUUGCAUGAGACACCUGAAGAGGUUUUCAGUGGUUCGUUUAUCCUGUGAAAAUUCUCCAAGGCUAUACAAUUCAUUCUUUUCUCUACAUGAGGAAGCAACAGAAAAAGAACUGUCUAUGCCUUUUUAUAUUUCAGAGGUGAUAUUCAACAGCGUCUAUCCCCAAUGGCAUACUUUUUCUAUUCACCAGUUUUUAAAAUACGUGCCACCUUCUUCUCAACGGUUUACCUUCUGCGUUUGGGAUGUGGUUGAUAGAGUCCCGGUAAAAUUGCUACUGCGCUUAGUCCUCGAUCUUACUCAAUUGGCAUUUAUCUCUACGGCCGACCUUGAUUUUCCAGAAAACACACUCUUGGUAAAGCUACACGACGGCUUAUAUUGCACAAAAUCUACAAGGCUUCAGUUGGAAGAAAAGGCUGCCAUCGUAAGAUGCGGAAGAUAUUUGGAUAGCGGAUCUCCAAAAUGGUCCUGUUGCAGUGAUCUAUACGCUCAAUGCAUCUUCAAAAAGAAGACGGUUUUAGAAAAAUUAAAGAAAAUAGAACAGAUCAAGCAACGUAUAGACAUUGAGAACGCAAAGUGCGAAUCUUAUUUCACUGACAUGAAACAAAAGGAUUACCUGAUGAAAACUUUAAACGAUUUAAAGUCUGAGUAUGAAGAUUUAAACGCCAAGCAUGAGUUGAAAAAACAAGAUCUAGAAAUCAAGACCUCUGAGCUUAUUUCUUCUAUAGAAAGGCUAAGAACUGCUCAAGUUACUCUUGCUACUUCUAUGCGGCUAAUGAGCCGAGAAGCAGUAGAGUUAAAAAAACACCAUACUCAAAUUCGAACUGAGAUCAUUUCCUUAAUUCACGCGCAUCAAAGAAGGUUGUUCUGUGAAUUAGCCACAAUAUAUAAAAUUGAGCCCGUUGACAAAUCUAUCGAUCCUCUUCAAGCUUCUGAUGUCUUGCACAAAAUCAAUGAUCUACCAUUGGAUACAGUUGAAUUCUACAAGUAUGACCAAGAAGAUACCGCUAUGGCUCUAGGAUACGUUUGUCAUGUCAUUCAACUUAUCAGCAAGUAUUUGGACGUUCCUAUCAGAUAUCCGAUUCGACCUGCCAUGGGUAGAUCUACGAUUCUAUGUACUGGUAUUUUAAAUGAACAGCUCCCUUUGUACAGUAAAGCCCAAAAUCUUGCAAAAUUCAAACAUGGACUAUCGCUUUUGAACAAAAACGUAGAACAGCUGCUGCUGUCUCAAGGAAUCAACCCCUUUAAUGCACGCCAUAAGACUCUAUUCAAUAUCAGGAUGAUUUUUUGGCUUUUUACAAGGAACUCUUCGUAAUGCCCUUUCAAACGCUAAGAAGGAAAAUCGGGUCAACCUUCUAAUUUUUGUCAGACAAAAUACCUGAAGAGUAUAAAUUUUGUAAAUUUUUAACUCAGAAGAAGGUCA
This is a messenger RNA of Schistocerca gregaria, 1678 nucleotides long. RefSeq names its product UV radiation resistance-associated gene protein-like. Gene Ontology annotation, biological process: SNARE complex assembly. The transcript is spliced from 3 exons. Gene Ontology annotation, molecular function: SNARE binding. The record is from RefSeq and is a predicted model, not a curated record. The coding region runs from base 266 to 1570 and encodes 434 amino acids. Gene Ontology annotation, cellular component: endosome; lytic vacuole. NCBI's taxonomy places the organism in Eukaryota, Metazoa, Arthropoda, Insecta, Orthoptera, Acrididae.